Molecule: messenger RNA, 1092 nt
Organism: Tribolium castaneum (red flour beetle)
Lineage: Eukaryota; Metazoa; Arthropoda; Insecta; Coleoptera; Tenebrionidae
Exons: 1
Coding region: 219-1040 (273 amino acids)
Source: RefSeq, a predicted model, not a curated record
AAAAUCAGCAAAUAACCAUUUAGCGGUAAAAAAUCGACCGUAAUAUAAUUUCAUCGGACCGAAGUAAUUAAUUUCGCUCAAAAACUGUGUAAAAAAGAGUGUGAUAAUGAUAACAUCUGUCACUUUGUCACUUGUCAAAAUCCUAACCAAAGUUCAAGUUUCACUUAAAUGUGAUUAAACCGCUCAAUUGCUGGAGCAAUGCCCCAAAGCCCUCCACAAUGAGACUCUCCCUCGUUCGCCGCUUCACCACAACAGCCCCCCGGCCCGUCUUCGGCCGCCUCAAAUCCGAGGCCCCCAUCUACUGGGAGACCCUGAAAACCGUGAACCGCGAGGCCUUCCAGAAAAAAAUCCAAAGUCUCAACAACUGGUACACCCGCUUCCUGCACCUGGACGAAGUCAAGUUGUACCAAGACCGCGUGGUGGCCCUCCAGGAGCGCCUCCUGGAAGCGCAGGAAAAGCGCCGGGAAAUCGGGCGAAGCCUCGCCGACAUCCGCAAGCGCUCCAACCAGCUCCAGGACGAGAUCCACAAAGUGAAACGGCAGGAGAAUCUCGAGAGGUUUUUGACUUUGAUGAAGGAAGAGACGGAGGUUUUGAGGCAAGAAAGUGAGGUGAUGCGGUCGUUUCAGGAGUGCGAUCGCGCGGAAAGGGAGCUAUUUACGGCUUUUACGAACGCGGUGCGGGACUCGCACGAGAAGCAACGGGCGCAGGUGGAGUACACCAAAUAUUUCGGCAUUAUUUUGAGCAUCACUGGCUCGUUUCUGGCGUUUUGUUACACGACGUUGAGGAAAGACGACUUGAAACGGUUCAUUGAGGAGAGUAUGAGCCGGAAUUUGGUCGUGGAAGCGCCACAAAGUAGUAACAAUAACGAUUUAAUUAAUUUAGUCAAAAGUGAGACUGCGAGACUCAGUGAUAUAGUCAAUUUUAGGCAGAACGAAAUUAGUCGAAUGAUUGAGCGGGAAAACGAUGCGCAAAAAAAACAACUCUUGUAUUAUAUUGGGGCCAGUGCGUUACUCCUCAUAAUUUUUAAAGCAAUUAGUUGAUUAUUUAUUUGUACGAUACAAAAGUAGAUAAGUAAUAAAUUGUUACACAUUA